Molecule: messenger RNA, 2764 nt
Organism: Chara braunii
Lineage: Eukaryota; Viridiplantae; Streptophyta; Charophyceae; Charales; Characeae
Source: the annotation of a GenBank genome assembly
CGGAAGAUUCGGUGAACAAACAAGGUGACCUCAGGGAUACUACUGCUACUACUAGUACUAGUAGUACCAGUAGUCGUAGUCGAUGAUGUCGUCAACAUCUAGUUUCAGCAGCUGCAUCGGCGGCAGAGAUGCAGCAGCUGGGAUCGUCAGACCUGCAGCAGCGUCGCCGCGAUCCCGACAGUUAUGGCCACGUCAGCGCGGGGAUAUGGAUCUCGCACGUGGCAGGUGUUUUUCCUGCGCGUGGAGAUCCCACAGAGAGGGGGCGAUAAAUCGCCAGAAACGUUUUCCGUGGUUGUCCUCAUCGAUGGAAACAAUCACGUCGGUGCAGCCACGUCAGCAGCCCUUACUAAUUCAGGAGUUUCGUUCGUCUGGUUCCAUCUGGAAUCGAACUGGCGUCUGCAUUCCAGAACACGUGGGCAUGGAGACGAGCACGUCCUCACAAACACAGAUACGACAAGAUUGGUGGACUAAUCACGGUGGAUGGGAUCGUGUCCAGUCGCAAUCGCGACUCUGUCGAGGCAUCAACUCGUUGCUAUGGUCUCUCACAGUGUCUCCAGCUGCCAGACGUCGGAUCACCGCGCAUCCACGUGCGGUGUUGAGGGAAGAAGAUUGGGGAGGUGGAGGGGAUUCUCUCGUUCGCGGAGGAGAAGAAGAAGCUGUGUAUGGCCAGGAAGAAAGGAGAGAGGACGAUGGCUAUGGUUAUGGCUAUGGCGAUGGCUAUGGUGAUGGUAAUCAAGACUCUGCCAUGUCUGUGGAAGAAGAUUGGGGAGGAGACUCUCUCGUUCCAGGAGGAGGAGAAGAAGCUGUGUACGACCAGGAAGAAGGGAGGGAGAACGAUGGCUAUGGCGAUGGUGAGGAAGAGACUGCUGUGUCUGUGAGGACAGGGGAUGGGAUGACGAACGAGAAGAAGCAGAAGAAGCAGAAGAAGGAGAAGAAGGAGAAGAAGGAGAAGAAGAAGGAUGAUUUUUCCGACUUGGAGUGGCUGAAUGUAGACGACGAGAUUGGUGAUUCGGCAGACGCAGAGAUGUACGACGCGAUGUCGUGGAAGGUGGAGGGGAAACACAUCAUGGACUUGGUCGCAAAUGACGAAUGGCUUCCUGAAGUAGGGAUCGACGAGGAGCAGGAUAUGGAGGAGAGAGAGUUAUGGAAGAAGUUUGAGGAGGAGUGGGCGGAGAAGAAGAGAGAGAGAGAGCAGCAGAAGGAGGAGGAGAGAGAGAGGAAGAAUCUGGAGGAGGGAGACAUGAAGCAGAAGAAAGAGAGAGGGGUGCAGGAGGAAGAGAGACAGAUGGAGAGGGAGGGAGAGAGGGUUCAUGCACUGAUGACACCAGAGAGAGAAGUACCUGUGGAGGUAGAGGUGCAAUGUGAGAAAGACCCCAAGAUGGACAAAGAAGAAGAAGAAGAAGAAGGAGAUGGACAUGUGUCAGGUGAGCAGUUUGCCCAAAUGAGUGACGAGUUCAGGGAAUGGAUGGAGGAGAACAAGCACAUCUAUGGAGAUGUACACGAAGACGAAGAGUUGGUCAGCGUGAUGAAGGAAGGCAGGAAGAAGACGAAGGGGAGCUCUGAGAGCCGUGGCUAUGGCGGUCAUCCUGAUACUGCUCCUACUGCUACUGCUAACGAUGAUGAUGAUGAUGAAGAGGAUGAGGAAGAGGAGGAGGAUGAAGAGGAGGAUGAUCGAAAAGCGAUGCCGAUCUUCUACAACAGUGAGGAUCCGAACGAAAGAUAUGAAGGCAUGCCUACGUUUCCCUACAUGGCUGACGUCAACGUGACCGAAGAUCAACAGAGAGUGAUAAACACGACGCCACCUCCCUAUAUCCCCGAGGCUGACGUGGACAUGCGCAAGAAGAUAGAAGACCUGACCUACACUCUGAGGUUCUAUCUUCCCGGCCCGCUGCACGUUCCUGAAGACGGUCCCGAUCCCGACAAGGACUUUUUUGCGAAGGGCUUUUUGAGUCCGGGGGUCAGGUACGAGAGCCCCCUGGUGUGCUUCUUCUCGGCGGACAGAUUCGAGAGAUAUUGGAAGGGGUUGGGAGAGGUAGGUGGUGCAACUUUAGAGCUGGAGGACAUUUACUACGAGAGCCUUGCCGACGAGCGAUGGAAGCGAUGGGCGUACGCGUUCUGGACCAUCCGAUUAACGGACGAUGUGGAGGGUGAUCUGCGCAAGUGGGGGGUGGGAGAGUGGUGGGACUGCGCACGUCCAAGUCUAGGGGCAUAUGUGCAAAACACUGCAGAUGAGACGGAGCUUGUGAGGACAUCGAGGCCAUUUGGCAGUCGGUUUGCGAAAGAGGAUAUCCCCAAGCCGUACGACAGGAAAGGCGUGAGCGUACACGGGUACAUGAAGUACGAGAUGGUCCAGAGUGGGAAGGUGGUGUCCAUUGUGACCAAAUGGAAGCAAGAGGAAGACGAAAAGGAGCCAGAAGAAGAGACGCUCAAGCGGCGGCUAUGGCUAAGCGCAUUCCUCCGGCAACAAGAGAUGGAGGAGGGGGAGGAUGGGGAGGAGGAGGAUAUGGAGAUGGUGAUGGAGAUGGAGAUGGAGAUGGAGAUGGAGAUGGAAAUGAAGAUGGAAAUGCAAAUGGAGAUGGGGAUGGAAAUGGAAAUGGAAAAGAAGAUGGUGAUGGAAAUGGACAUUGAGAUGGAGAUGGAGAUGGAAAUGAAGAUGGAGAUGGAGAUGCAUUUCGCUGGCGACCGGAGAUGAUGACAGCGGAGGAGGUGGAGAACGAAAUGGCCCAGAUUCUGGACGGAUAGGUGGGGUCCAUUCUGACCACAA